AAAAUAAUAAACAAACAAACAUGCCCAGUAAUUUUCUAAUUUGUUCUGACAAUCACAUCACCACCAACCCACUCCGCCACUGGUGUCACCCAACCGGAAAAUCCAAGCGUCAAGUGCGGGAUGCGUUAGAGAGGGGGAGAGGGAGAGAGAGCGAGGCGAUAGCAAUGGCGGUGGCACUACGGAGGCUCUGCUCUUGCGUCAAUAAGCCUCUUCGGCCUCUACCUAAUAGCGGUUCCCUCUAUUAUAUGUCUUCUCUGCCGAUCGAAGCAGUUACCGAGAAAGAGAACCCUCGCAUCACUUGGACAAAGCAAUUGAAUGCUCCACUUGAAGAGGUGGAUCCAGAAGUCGCUGACAUCAUUGAACUUGAGAAAGCUAGGCAAUGGAAGGGGCUUGAACUGAUACCAUCCGAGAAUUUCACAUCAGUGUCAGUACUGCAAGCAGUUGGGUCGGUCAUGACCAACAAAUACAGUGAAGGGUAUCCUGGUGCUAGAUACUAUGGAGGAAAUGAGUACAUUGACAUGGCAGAGUCCCUAUGUCAAAGGCGUGCUUUGGAAGCUUUCGGGUUGGAUCCUGCAAAAUGGGGAGUCAACGUGCAGUCCUUAUCUGGAUCUCCCGCUAACUUUCAAGUUUAUACUGCACUAUUGAAACCUCAUGAGAGAAUCAUGGCCCUUGAUCUUCCUCAUGGUGGACAUCUUUCACAUGGAUAUCAGACUGACACGAAAAAGAUAUCUGCUGUCUCAAUUUUUUUUGAGACGAUGCCAUACAGAUUGGACGAGAGCACUGGCUAUAUUGACUAUGACCAGUUGGAGAGGAGUGCCACACUCUUUAGGCCAAAAUUAAUCGUUGCCGGUGCGAGUGCUUAUGCACGCCUCUAUGAUUAUGCACGUAUCCGCAAGGUUUGUGACAAGCAGAAAGCCGUCCUGUUGGCAGACAUGGCCCACAUAAGUGGGUUGGUUGCAGCUGGUGUCAUCCCUUCUCCUUUUGAAUAUGCUGAUGUCGUAACAACUACAACACAUAAGUCACUUCGUGGUCCACGUGGGGCGAUGAUCUUUUUCAGAAAAGGGGUGAAAGAGAUAAACAAACAAGGGCAAGAAGUGAUGUAUGACUAUGAAGACAAAAUCAAUCAAGCUGUCUUUCCUGGACUUCAAGGAGGCCCCCACAAUCACACUAUUUCUGGUUUGGCCGUUGCACUAAAGCAGGCAAUGACACCAGAGUACAAGGCUUACCAAGAGCAAGUUCUUAGUAAUUGCUCAAAAUUUGCUGAGAGUUUGUUGGAGAAGGGCUAUGACCUUGUGUCUGGUGGAACUGAUAACCAUUUGGUCUUGGUGAAUUUAAAAAACAAGGGUAUUGAUGGUUCUAGAGUUGAGAAGGUUUUAGAAUUAGUUCACAUUGCAGCCAAUAAAAACACAGUUCCUGGAGAUGUCUCGGCAAUGGUGCCUGGUGGUAUUCGAAUGGGAACUCCUGCUCUCACAUCCAGGGGAUUCUCCGAGGAGGAUUUUGUUAAAGUUGCCGAGUUCUUUGAUGCUGCUGUGAAAUUGGCCUUGAAGAUAAAGGCUGAUACCAAAGGAACAAAGUUGAAGGAUUUCGUAUCAACAAUGAAGUCAGAUGCUCACAUGUCUGAGAUUGCAAAGCUCCGUCUGGAGGUCGAGGAUUAUGCUAAGCAAUUUCCCACAAUUGGUUUUGAGAAGGAGACCAUGAAAUAUAAGGGCUGAUAGAUCAUCUUUAUGAUGCAAAGGGAGUGGAAGCACCUCUAAGAUCUGGAAGUCUCUCUUACGGCAAUAUGGCAACGACAAUCUAUUAUACUCCCUGCGAGGAGAGAUCUUGACUGGACAUCCGAGGUAGAAUGCUGCAAAUAAUUGUCUGGAUUUGUGUCCCUGCCUUUUUUAUUCAUCAGAAAAGUAAGAAGAAGAAUAAGAAAAAGCAACCAGCGAAACUUGGUUUUUGUGUCGUUGCAGAUGUGUAAUUUCCUGAAUUUUAAUUGAUGCCAUGUAAUUUAUUUUCUUUUUGGAAUUACUUUUAGCAAACGUCUAUUGUAUCUGCAUCAUGAUAAUAAUGAAAAGUAACAUUGUCCGCUCA
Rhododendron vialii is the source of this 2076-nucleotide messenger RNA. Its product is annotated as serine hydroxymethyltransferase, mitochondrial-like. Gene Ontology annotation, cellular component: cytoplasm. Gene Ontology annotation, molecular function: serine binding; zinc ion binding; cobalt ion binding. The coding region runs from base 21 to 1712 and encodes 563 amino acids. The transcript has 16 exons. NCBI's taxonomy places the organism in Eukaryota, Viridiplantae, Streptophyta, Magnoliopsida, Ericales, Ericaceae. Gene Ontology annotation, biological process: folic acid metabolic process; tetrahydrofolate interconversion; L-serine catabolic process. The record is from RefSeq and is a predicted model, not a curated record.